GGUCUCUCGCCCCCCAGCCACGGGCUAUGCGGGGCCCUGCACCGAUAUCGAGUCUAUUUAAGGAAGCCCGACCCAAACUGGCCCCCGGGGCUUGCUGCGGCGGCGGGGCCGGGCCGGGGGCGGGGGCGGGGGGUGCGCUGAGCACGGCGGGUCCCAGCCCGCCCCUUCCCCGCCCGCCGCCUCCGCCAUGGGCGCCGCGGGGCCGCUCUGCGUCCUCCUCCUGCUGCUGGGCACCAGGACCGGGACUGGCACCGGCACCGGCACCGGGACAGCGCCACCGCGCCUGGUACUCGCCCUCCUGGCCCGGAACGCGCAGCACUCGCUGCCGCACUGCCUGGGAGCCCUGGAGCGCUUGGACUAUCCCGCAGGCAGCAUCGCCCUGUGGUGAGGCAGCGAGACCCCCGCGGGGAGCAGGGACGCCGCGGUGUGCAACAGACCACAACUCGGACAACACGACAGCAAUGCUGCAGGAGUGGCUGGGGGCGGUGGGGAAGGACUAUCACUCGGUGGCCUGGAAGGUGCAAGAGGAGCCCAGCUCCUACCCUGAUGAGCUUGGUCCCAAGCACUGGAGUGACAAACGUUAUGAAAACGUGAUGAAGUUGAAGCAGGAAGCUCUCACCUACGCCCGGGAGCAGCAGGCAGACUACAUCCUGUUCAUGGACACUGACAGCAUCCUGACCAACAACCAGACCCUCAAGUUUCUCAUGGCACAGAACAAAUCAGUGGUGGCCCCCAUGCUGGACUCACAGACCUUCUACUCCAACUUCUGGUGUGGCAUCACACCCCAGGGGUACUAUCGCCGGACAGCCGACUACUUCCCCACCAAGAACCGGCAGCGGGUGGGCUGCUUCCGUGUCCCCAUGGUCUAUGCCACCUUCCUGAUCGACCUGCGGAAGGAGGACACCUUGCAGUUGGCUUUCUACCCGCCCCAUCCCAACUACACCUGGGCCUUCGAUGACAUCAUUGUCUUUGCCUACUCCUGCCAGGAGGCUGGUGUGGAGGUCCAUGUGUGCAACCAGCACCACUUUGGUUACAUCAAUGUUCCUGUGAAGGCCCACCAGACACUAGAGGAUGAUCAUGCCAACUUUGUGCAUCUCACGCUGGAGGCAAUGGUGGAUGGUCCCCCCAUGCAGCGCUCCAGGCACAUUUCUCUCCUGCCCAGGCCACUCACAAAAAUGGGCUUUGAUGAAGUCUUCCUAAUUAACCUGGUGCGGAGGCCAGACCGGCGGCAGCGAAUGCUGGCAUCCCUGCAGGAGCUGGAGAUCAGUCCACGGGUGGUGGAUGCUGUGGAUGGCAGCACCCUCAACAGCAGUGACAUCAAGGUGCUGGGUGUGGACUUGCUACCUGGCUACUACGAUCCCUUCUCCGGCCGCACGCUCACCAAGGGCGAGGUUGGCUGCUUCCUCAGCCACUACAAUAUCUGGAAGGAGAUCGUGUCCAGGAGGCUGGAGCGGUCAGUGGUCUUCGAGGAUGAUGUGCGCUUCGAGGCUGCCUUCCCAGCACGGCUGCAGCGGCUGAUGGAGGAGCUGGAGCAGGCACAGCAGGACUGGGACCUCAUCUACCUGGGGAGGAAGCAGGUGAACGAUGAGGAUGAGGCACCUGUGAAAGGCGUGCGGAACCUGGUGGUGGCCGGGUACUCGUACUGGACACUGGCCUACGCCAUCUCCCACCAUGGGGCACGGAAGCUGCUGGCCACCAAACCCCUCUCCAAAAUGCUGCCUGUGGACGAGUAUCUGCCCAUCAUGUAUGACAAGCACCCCAAUGAGGAUUACAAGCGGCACUUCUCCCCACGGGACUUGCUGGUGUUUUCGGCUCACCCCCUCCUGGUUUAUCCCACUCAUUAUGCUGGGGACAGCAACUGGCUGAGUGACACUGAGACUUCCACCAUCUGGGAUGACGAUGCCAAGAAGACUGACUGGGUUGGCUCACAGAAGACACUGCGGGACUCACGGGGCAGUGCUGGCCACCUCCGCUCCACGGCCCAUGACGAGCUCUGAUGGGAUGAGGGAUGGUGAUCCAGCUGGGAGCACCGUGGGAAAGGACCUUACACUGCCCACUCCCACUCAGGAGAUGCAGCUGCCCUGGACAGAACCCUACAGGAUUCUUUGAAUCUGCAUGUGACAAAUCCACCCAAGGCAGGAUUUGCCCCAGGAAAGCCUUUCCCUACCAAGUGGAGAGACCAGAGGAGUGCUGUGCUCCGUCUCUGCUGAGGACACAUCUCCAGGACAGUCCAAAUCAAUGCCAACUCAGUCCCCCUGGACUAGGGGACUGGACUUUGGGCUGGCACAUGUGGUGGCCUCCUGCCACUGACUGGGCUUGUCCCUCAUGCCAUGCCUGGGUGGAAGCCCAGGGAGGAUUAAAGCAGACUGUUGGAGCUGAUGUGCUGGGUGCUGGCAUUGCCCCAAGUUCCCAGGGCAUUACCCCACUGGGGUCACCGUGGUGCUGCAGGGGCGAGGGUCUGGCAGUUUCCCCAGCUGGGAACUUUGGGAAUGAAAUCUGUAAGGGGGAAAGAAAGGGAAGGAGAGAGGUGAAGGGCAGGAAGAUUGAAGCUCACCCUUGGGGUCUGGGUGGGAAAGAUGGGUGGCAUCUUCACAGAGCUUAGCUCUCCCGUGGGAGUGGAGGGGAUGGAGCAGCAGGUGGAGGCCUUGGUAGCAGACACCCACAGUGAGAUGUCUGAGACUACCAAGUGAUUCAGGAAAGCAUCAUUUGGGGCAGGUUGAACAGCUUCAUCAGGGACCUCCUGAAGGAAAACAACCAGGUCGGUAUCACAUGGGACCAGAAGAUCCAAGUGGAUCUCCUGGAGAACAGGGAGGAGACGGCCAAGUGCCUAUUUUGCAAGUGCAGGGUCCCAGCCAGUAUAGACAUGGGUGAGGAAGGGAUGACAGGUUGGACACACUUUUGCUUCCCGGCUUUUCCCCUGGUCCAGGCAGCCUCAGUGCUCCAGGAGGAGCUCAGGAGCUGGGGAUGGAGCAGAAGAAUGUCGGUGCCAGCUGGAGCAGAGGAUGGAGGCAGCAGAAACACUGUGGUAUAUGUCAGUCAGCAAGUGUCCCAGUGCUUGUUCCAGUGCCUGCAGGAGGAGCUGCCUUUGCUGGGUGUCUCAGUAUUCCUGGGAUACAAUGCUGGGCAGGACAUGCUGGCACAGCCCAGGACUCCAAGACACAGCAGUGGUGAGGACACACUGCCUCAGUUUGCCCUCUCCACCAUGAGAACUGCAACGGGUCUGCGGGAAGCCAGAACUCCUGCAGCUGUUGGAAACUCCACAGUUUCGGCCAAAACCACUGAACUCAAAAACACUGUGAGGCCAGCCCUGAAACUUGCUGCAGCUCAGUGGGAGCAGCACGCUAUGAGAUUCCAGGCUCUUUGUGCUUGCCAGUUUCUCAACAAAGCUGAAGUGCCUUUGGACUCUACAGAAGUAGCUCCUAUUGCUCCCCAUUUCUCACUAGAAGCCUCGCUCCAAACUGGGCUGGUCGAACAGGGAUGGGAACACAGAUUUGAGCUGCAAUGCCAAGGACAACCCAAGCCUGGCAGGCGGUGCAUGGAAGAGAGGCAGGAGCACGGCAGAGUCAGGGUCCCCCAUUGUGACACUCCCCAGAAGCUGAAUGGGUGCUGGCCCAGCCAAAGCCUGCAAGGUCUGACCAGCACAAGGAUGUACAAGAAGCUCCACAGCUCAUAGCACCAACUCUGCUGUAGAAAUCAUCACUGAAUAAAAGGAAUUUUCAAAACCGUU
Vidua macroura (Pin-tailed whydah) is the source of this 3727-nucleotide messenger RNA. It is a transcript of the gene CERCAM, whose product is annotated as cerebral endothelial cell adhesion molecule. NCBI's taxonomy places the organism in Eukaryota, Metazoa, Chordata, Aves, Passeriformes, Viduidae. The record is from RefSeq and is a predicted model, not a curated record. The transcript is spliced from 14 exons. Bases 27 to 1997 code for a protein of 656 amino acids.